CGCGUCGCGCCGCGGCGGCGUCGUCUGGGUGGUGCACGGCGGCGUGGCCAGACUCACCGACUCGACCAUCGACGACUGCCACACAUACGACGCCUCACCCACGUGGCACUCCUCGAUGACGCUCCGCGCUCGCUCUCGCCGCCUCGCCGCGCCGCCCGAGCCGUCGUUCGCGCCCGUAUCGGUCGACCCGCAUGGCACUCUGUCGCUGGCCAACACGGUCUUUAGCAACUGCACCGCCCAGACGGGCGCCUCGGCCGUCUUUGUUUCGGCGGAGGCCCACCUCCGCACGGCGAUGCUCUCGCUCGAGCUGCCCUGCCUCGCUGGCGUGCCGCCCGCCAUCCACGCCGACCGAGGCGCCGACCUCUCCAUCCGAGCGCUCAGCGUCUCGCAGCCCGACAACUGCCGCCGGGCCCCCGCGGAGCUCGCCGCGUCCGCCGUCUCGGGCGCUGCGGCUACUCUCGGCGCCGGCGUUAGCCUCGUCGGCGGCGAGCAGCCUGGGGCGGGCGAGGCGCCGGCCUCCCUCUGCUCGGCGGGCACGUGCGCCACAGACGCCGCGUGCACGGCCGACUACGAGGCGAUGGCGGACGCGCUGAUGGUGACGGCGCGCUGUAGCUGCGAGCCGCCGAACCUCCCCUCGCCGGAGGCGGCAUCGGCCGAGCUCGCGCCGUACGAGGGAGGCUGCCUGACGCCGCGCGAGGGCGUGACAGUCUCGGUGCCGCAGGCGGUGGCGGAGAACGUCGUGAUCGAGUUGUCCAAGACGUCGCGCCCCGAGACCGCCAACCGCACCAUCGUGCUGCACAUGGGCGGGUCCUCUUCUGCCGAGGCGAGGUGGACGGUCGACGAGGGCGCGCUGCCUCCGUGGCUCUCCGUGUGGCCAACCUCGGGCGUACUGCCCGCGGGCGUCGACAAGGCGGCGCUCUUCACCGUGAGCGCCUCCUCGGCGCACGUCGCCGAGCAGUCCGAGCCAUACACCGCCGCCAUCAACUUGACAGUCUCGUCGCAGCGCACAAAGCUGUUUCGCGUGCCCGUGCUCGUCAUCGUCGCGGUCACCACGAGCGCGAAGCACUCGAUGUGGGGCGAGGCGCGGCCGACCGAGGAGGGCAGCUUCGAGUGCGAGCGCGCCGACGCGCCCCCGCCUGUCGAGCUCGAGGUGGGCGAGGAGCGCGAGGUGGUCUUCACAGCUUGCGACUCGGAGGGGCUCCGCGUCGCCCACUCGCUGCCGUCGCUGCGCUCGGAGGCGGUGGCCGCCGCCGGGCCGAAGGCCUUCCACGUCGAACUGCACGACCGCGAGGGUCUUCGAGCCGCACGACCGGCGGAGAUGCUGUACGCCUACGUCUCGCUCGGCAGGUACAAGGCGACGGUGGCUUCGCCUCUUGUCGGUGACCUCGACCUGCUGCUCUACGUCGACGGCGCCCUGGUCGACUCUCGCCACGUCGUGGCGCGCUGCCCGCCGUACCUGGUCCCGCUGCCCGACCGCUCUUGCGGCUGUGACACGAACCUCGAGCCGGUCGGCGGGCUCGCAGAGUCGCAGGGCUGCCGCCCAUGCUACAUGGGCUACCACAAGGGGGCGCCUGGCAACGGGUCGUGCCAGCCCGACACGUGGCCCAUCAUCGUCUCUUCCGUCGGCGGCGCACUCGGCCUCGUGAUGAUCCUAGUGCUCGUCAUCUUUGCGCGUCGCAUCUACCAGCGCCACCUCCUCGCCAUGGCGGCCGCCGAGCGAGAGGGCGCCGAGAAGCGGCGCCGCAUCCAGGAGGCGGUCAAGGGCGUGACCAGCCUCAAGUUCCCACUGUCGGUGAUGCCGCUCUCCAAGCUGCGCGAGCAGGGCCGGCUGAUGCCGUACGAGGAAGCGCGCGACGCGGGCGUCCUGCGCUGCUGCGACACCAUGGAGGCGGCCGUCAGCUUCGCCGCCGACCACCCGCUGGUGUUUGUGUCGCACCAGUGGCUGUCGGCCAGCCACCCCGACCCUCACUCGCAGCACUACCCCAUCAUCCUCGAGGCGGCCGAGGCGCUCUGCGCGGAGCACGGGCUCGACCCGAGCAAGCUGCACCUCUGGCUCGACUACCACAGCAUCCCACAGGCCAACGAGGCGACCAAAUGGCUCGCAAUCGGCUCCAUCGCCCUCUACGCCGCCUGCUCGCACUUCUUCGUCGUCGCGGCGCCGCACGCGCUGCACGUCGACUCGAGCCCUCCGCGCCGGGUCGACGCAGAGACGUACCUGCGGCGCGGCUGGUGCCGGCUCGAGCAGUGGGCCUUCAUCGCCAUCAACGGCACACAGCAAAUGUACGUGUAUGAGACGUCCCUCGCGCGCAUCGCGGAGCGGCGGCGGUGGAUCGAGGAGUCGGUCAACGUCUUUCAGGGCGACUUCACGCUCGAGUCGGACAAGGCGCACCUCGUCGACGUGGUGCUCGGGCUAUACGGGCUCGCCGUCGUCGCCGCCAUCGAGCUGCGCUACCGCUCCGUCCGCGCCACGUCCGUCUCGAGCAGCGGCGGAGAGGCCCGCGUCACCGCCGUCGGCUCGCGCGCGACUCGCACGUCGCAGGAGGUCUCGUCGCGUCAGCUGACAGAGCUCAUCACGGAGAGGCGCGAUUUCAUCUUCCCUCCGGAGCACUUUGGCGACCUCGUUGACCGGCUCGAGGAGGAGCUCGAGAACGCCGCGCUUGAGCGGUUCGGCUCCGAGGCGGGCGUGAGGACCCCCUCGCCGGUGAGGGCGAGCGGCGACGGGCCGCGGCGAGCCAGCCACUGCGCGGCCAGCCAAGCCACCCGCUACGCCGCCUCGCCGCCCCGCCGCGUCUCGUUUGUCGACCCGCCGCCGCCAACGGGGGGGAGGCGGAGCUGCGGCGCGGCGCCUCCGCCGGUGCAAGUGCCACCUCCGCCGCGGCGCUUCAGCCUCGGCUUCGCCGGCCUCGCCGGCCUGCCGCCGCUGCAGGGCAUGAGCGGCAAGCCGCAGGAGCGGCGCAGCUCGGGGACGGCGCGCCAGCUGGCGCCGAUGGCUCCCGUCUCCGAGCGGCGCUCGCUCUCACGCCCCUCGCACGCGCGGUCGCAGUCUGGCACGGGGUGGAGGUGCCCGCCCGCCACGGGAGGGACGGUCGCCGAGGGCGACGACCGCAGCAGUCGGAGAUCGAGCACGGCGAUGGACGUCGUGACGACGUGACGCACCGGGGCUGUGUGCGUCAUCAACUCAUCAAUACGAGAAGAGGGAGGGAGCGUUGUGUGUUUUAGCAUUCUAGCAUAGUGUGAGAUAUCGUGCCGUGGAGAGUUGUGUGUCUGUGUGUGUGUGUGCGUGCGUGGUGUGUGUACGGUAGGCGAGAGAGAGCCGGCGUGAGACUACGUACAGCGCGUACAGUAUAUCGGGAA
Messenger RNA from Emiliania huxleyi CCMP1516, 3354 nucleotides. RefSeq lists its product as hypothetical. The coding region runs from base 116 to 3151 and encodes 1011 amino acids. The transcript is spliced from 6 exons. Lineage: Eukaryota; Haptophyta; Isochrysidales; Noelaerhabdaceae. The record is from RefSeq and is a predicted model, not a curated record.